Molecule: messenger RNA, 1962 nt
Organism: Lottia gigantea (owl limpet)
Lineage: Eukaryota; Metazoa; Mollusca; Gastropoda; Lottiidae
Exons: 1
Coding region: 1-1962 (653 amino acids)
Source: RefSeq, a predicted model, not a curated record
AUGUCAAAUUAUAACGUGUGUCCCGGUUAUAUUUACCGAACUAAGAGACGAAAAGCUCUAUGGCUGUGCUUUAUUUGCUCGUUAAUUCUCUUGUUCAUAAACCUCAUCCCGAGAGACACCAAUCAUCACAGCAAGGACUCGGAAGUCGAUCCUGGUUUUAUUGCCAGAUUUAAAGAAAGCUUAGAAAAACAAUCUGGUCAAACUUGCGUUCAUCCGCAACUUGAUCCGUUUCACCAAUCAGUCAUGAACUUUUAUCGAACUGUGCCUAAAGUGACAUGUAGUCCCGAAGAAAACUGGGUUUACGUAGUCAAUGGAACUUUUAGAAUUUCACGUCGAGCUGUUCGUAAAUAUGGUAAAAUAACUUGUGAAUAUGCACCAGUGGUUCGUGGAACCAGUGACUAUACCGCUCGACAUAUGGAGCAUAUAAAACCAAUGCCAGAUGGCUCGGCACUCGUAAUGGAUUUUUUCAAAGUGGCAUGUGUGUCAAUCAAUGCUAAAAGGUACUUUAAUAUCCACGCAGGCAUAUCUUUCAAUAAGACAGUCCAUGAAAGACAUUCUAAGGUAAAACUGCCGAAAAAUGCUCUCGGUUUGGAUGUCUUAAUGUUCGGAUUUGAUUCAGUGUCACGAAUGUCGUGGAUAAGACAAUUGCCCAAAACUCGAAAUUAUUUCCUUAACACUCUAAAAGGUAUUGAAUUAGAGGGAUACAAUAUAGUGGGUGAUGGUACACCACAAGCUUUAUUGCCAAUACUCACAGGGAAAACUGAAGAGGAGCUACCAGAAGCACGGCGUGGUCAUGAUGGUGCUCAGCCGGUUGAUGGUCAUCCUUGGAUUUGGAAAGACUUUAAAAAAGCUGGAUACGUCACAGCAUGGGCAGAAGACAUGGCAUCCAUAGGAACUUUUCAGUACCGGAUGAUUGGUUUUAAGGAGACACCGACAGACCACAAUAUGCGACCGUUUUACCUUUCAGCUGAGAGGAUGUAUGGAAGGAAUAGACCUUACUGUUUAGGAUCUGUGCCGAGACACAAGACGUUUAUAAAUUGGCUGGGAGAUGUGUUCAACAUGUAUGGUUCGAAAAGUAAAUUUGUGUUUGGUUUUCACGGUGAAACUAGCCAUAAUGAUAAUAAUCAAGUUCAAAUCGUUGACGAAGACGCAAUGGAGUUUCUAAAAUCACUCGAAGAUCGGAACCUUCUUAAUAGGACUAUUUUAAUCUUGAUGAGCGAUCACGGUGCCAGAUUUGCUGAUAUUCGUCAAACUGCUCAAGGAAAAGAGGAAGAGCGGAUGCCAUAUUUUGCUUACAGGUUUCCACCUUGGUUCGAAAAACAAUAUCCAGAAAUCAUUCAAAAUUUUAGGAAAAAUUCGCGGAGAUUAACAACACCGUUUGACGUUCACGAAACAUUCCAUGACAUACUGAACUAUAGUAGUGCUAAACUUGGUGAUUCAAAAAGAAGAGGCAUUAGUCUCUUUCGCGAAAUUCCCAAAGAACGUUCCUGUGCAGAUGCUGGAAUCCAACCUCACUGGUGUGCUUGUCUGCAAUGGUUGGAAGUAGAUCAGUCCGAUCCCGUGAUAAAACAGGCAGUGACUACAGCUAUAGAAACUAUUAACUCAUAUACCGAGCCACAUAGGUUACAAUGCAGCAAAUUAAAACUCUUUCGUGUUACUCGUUCCGUUAAAUACGCUACAAAUUCAAAUAUACUGAAAUUUAAAUCGAGUUCCGACCAUGAUGGACGUGUCGCGGAUUUAUCGGGUAACACCCAAGACGACGAGGAUUACUAUCAAAUAACUUUCAUUACGUCACCAGGAAACGGUCAAUACGAGAUGACCGUAAGACAUUGUUUAAACUCUAGUCAAAUUGUUGUGAGUGAAAAAGAAAUAAGUCGGAUAAAUCGAUAUGGUUCCGAUCCAGCUUGUAUACAAGACGAAUUCCCUCAUUUAAGGCCUUAUUGUUAUUGUAUCAAAACGUGA